CAUGCGCAGAUUGCCGUUGAAGCGGACAGGAGGCGAUCCAGUCAGUAGCGCUUCCAUCGCGGAGAGAGCAGAUUGAACGGGUUGAGGCGUCGCUUUUCAGUUUCACAUCCAUCAUCAGCACCACAACCCCCGGACCACUGGGGAACAAGCGUUUAAUUCUCCUACUCUUUUACAAAUUUUCCCCAAAAACAUGUCUAUGGGUAGUGACUUUGGGAACCCUUUAAGGAAAUUCAAACUGGUCUUUCUGGGGGAGCAAAGCGUUGGCAAGACGUCUCUGAUCACGAGGUUCAUGUAUGACAGCUUUGACAACACCUAUCAGGCCACAAUCGGAAUAGACUUCCUAUCAAAAACGAUGUACUUGGAAGACCGAACGGUGAGGUUGCAGCUGUGGGACACGGCAGGACAGGAGCGCUUCAGGAGCCUCAUACCCUCCUACAUACGAGAUUCUACUGUGGCUGUGGUGGUUUAUGAUAUUACAAAUGUGAACUCCUUCCAGCAAACGUCCAAAUGGAUCGACGACGUCAGAACAGAGAGAGGAAGUGAUGUCAUUAUCAUGCUGGUCGGCAACAAAACAGACUUGGGAGAUAAGAGGCAGAUCACCAUAGAGGAAGGAGAACAGCGGGCCAAGGAGCUCAGCGUCAUGUUUAUUGAGACCAGCGCCAAGACAGGCUACAACGUCAAACAGCUGUUUCGACGUGUGGCAGCUGCCCUUCCUGGGAUGGAGAGCAUGCAGGAGACAAGCAAGGAGGGGAUGAUUGACAUCAAGCUGGACAAACCACAGGAGCCUCCAACCACUGAAGGCGGGUGCUCCUGUUAAUCCCAACACCUGAUUGGUGCAUCUUCAUCUCCACCACAUGCUUGUUGUGUUGGUUCACCUCCAGUAGAGCUUUCAGAUUGGAAUUUAUCUUAAUACUGGUCAUCAGUUGGAAACUAGCGUUACAUACAUUUCAGUUGUAAAAUAGUGUACUUUAUUAAAGGAAUUGCCAAAAAGUCUUAAAAAGUUACAAAAUGAUCAACAAACAAAAAAAAAAUCAGCCCUCUCAAACAUGUGAACUAUACUUUUUAUUUGUUGAAAAAGUAGAAUGGUAGGUAAUUUUAUUUUUAUUUUUUAUAUUUUUGUAUAUUAAAAGAAAUGCUUUGAAAAGUUGCAGAUGACCAAGUUCUCCCCUUGUGUAUCCCCAAUGGCACCCUAUUCCCUAUAUAGUGCACUACUUUAAGACCAUAGCCCUAUGGCACCCUAUUCCCUAUGUAGUGCACUACUUUUAGACCAUAGCCCAAUGGCACCCUAUUCCCUAUGUAGUGCACUACUUUUAGACCAUAGCCCUAUGACACCCUAUUCCCUAUGUCGUGCACUACUUUUAGAUCAUAGCCCUAUGGCACCCUAUUCCCUAUGUAGUGCACUACUUUUAGACCAUAGCCCUAUGGCACCCUAUUCCCUAUGUCGUGCACUACUUUUAGAUCAUAGCCCUAUGGCAUAGGGUGUCAUUGGGAUGGAAGGAACGAACAGCAUGGAACAAGUAAUCCAAUGGCUCGACAGAGAGCACACUAUUCCCUAUGUAGUGACCCCUAGUGCUCUGGUCAAAAGUAGUGCACUAUAUAGGGAAUAGGGUGCCAAUUUGGAUGCUGUAUAUCUAACACAUGUUGUUCUUUUUGUUUUUUGUUUUUUAGGUACUAUUGUGCUCUCUACUGAUGUACACGAGUUCGAAUAUGUAAAUGAUCUUUGAUCAUGUGACUUAAUGCACUCUUUGAAAAUGUCUUGUUAUUUUAGGUUUUUCACAAAAUGCUGUGAGUGAAACUGCAUUUGUAUACUUGAGUUUAGACCGUCGUUCAUUGUCAAACGUGUGUUUGUUAGUGUGUGUAAAUGUACGCUUUCUAUAUUAGGCAACUGUAGAUCGCAACCAUCCACAGAGGGCAGUUGCCAGGCGGUGUCCUCACUGAGGGCAAUGUCCUAGCUGGUUAUCACUACUGUAGAGGGCAGUUGCCAGGCGGUGUC
Messenger RNA from Oncorhynchus masou masou (cherry salmon), 1993 nucleotides. It is a transcript of the gene rab6ba, whose product is annotated as RAB6B, member RAS oncogene family a. NCBI's taxonomy places the organism in Eukaryota, Metazoa, Chordata, Actinopteri, Salmoniformes, Salmonidae. The transcript has 8 exons. Gene Ontology annotation, biological process: vesicle-mediated transport. The coding region runs from base 191 to 817 and encodes 208 amino acids. Gene Ontology annotation, molecular function: GTPase activity; GTP binding. The record is from RefSeq and is a predicted model, not a curated record.